Saccostrea cuccullata (small rock oyster) is the source of this 572-nucleotide messenger RNA. Its product is annotated as angiopoietin-related protein 1-like. Bases 201 to 572 code for a protein of 123 amino acids. The transcript has 3 exons. The record is from RefSeq and is a predicted model, not a curated record. NCBI's taxonomy places the organism in Eukaryota, Metazoa, Mollusca, Bivalvia, Ostreida, Ostreidae.
UGAUUCUUUUUCUUCUGUUUUAUCUUGCAGCUGUUUAUCUGUCUAUUUAUAUGUACCUACAAUGUCAGUCCUUUGAUUCUUUUUCUUCUGUUCGAUCUUGCAGUUGUUUAUCUGUCUAUUUAUAUGUACUUGCAAUGUCAGUCCUUUGAUUCUGUUUUCCAUUUCAGUUGUUCCUAUUGACUGUAAGGAUUUCCGUGAUAAUGGUCACACUAAUACAGGCCAUUCAAAAAAGAAUAGAUGGAUCCCUGGCCUUUGAUAAGAAUUGGGAUGACUAUAAAAAUGGUUUUGGUGCGCCUGAACAGAAUGUUUGGAUAGGUGACGCUAUGUUAGACACGGGGAGAUCUUCUACCAAUCUGUCCGGGAUGUCGUUCUCCACGCUGGACAGAGACAAUGACAGAGCUGGUUAUGGUAACUGUGCUGAUUUCGGAGGAGGAGGAGGAUGGUGGUAUAACUCAUGUUUCAAGUCCAACCUCAACGGUCCGUGGUCAGCAGAAUGGGCGAGGCCAUGGUAUCCGCCACUUCUGUUUGGUGAAGGGAUAUCGGAGACUGUCAUGAUGAUAAAGCCUCACUAA